Molecule: messenger RNA, 5278 nt
Organism: Hypanus sabinus (Atlantic stingray)
Lineage: Eukaryota; Metazoa; Chordata; Chondrichthyes; Myliobatiformes; Dasyatidae
Product: UDP-N-acetylglucosamine transporter-like
Exons: 8
Coding region: 239-1219 (326 amino acids)
Biological process (GO): pyrimidine nucleotide-sugar transmembrane transport
Cellular component (GO): Golgi membrane
Molecular function (GO): UDP-galactose transmembrane transporter activity
Source: RefSeq, a predicted model, not a curated record
CGAGGGGGGCCGUGACGUUCCCGUAGAUCCGCAGACAUUGACAGGGAUGCUGCCAAGGGACAUCGGGGUAAUCUGCGGCCACAAAUGGAAAUCCUCUUUGGGCAUGAGAACUACAAUCCCCAUCGUACAUUGCGGCAGAAGUGCCCUUCGUUGAGGCGGGUCUUCGCCUUGCGAACCGAGCGGAGGUGUGAGUUCAGCGGCCGGACCUGGUCUCCUUGCACGAAAGUGAGAAUAGAAUAUGGAGCGCAAUUUGAAAUAUAUUUCGCUGGGAAUUUUAGUAUUUCAGACAACCAGUCUUGUAUUGACUAUGCGUUACUCACGGACUUUCAAAGAAGAAGGACCCCGUUACCUAGCUUCAACUGCUGUGGUCAUUGCUGAGUUGAUGAAGAUUGCAACGUGUCUUCUUUUAGUUUAUAAGGAUGCUAGUUAUAACAUUCAAGAAUUACGCAGAGUAUUACAAGAUGAAAUUAUUAACAAACCAAUGGAGACAUUAAAACUUGCCAUUCCUUCUGGAAUAUACACCCUUCAGAACAAUCUCCUUUAUGUAGCAUUAUCCAAUUUAGAUGCAGCUACUUAUCAGGUUACUUAUCAACUUAAAGUCCUCACCACAGCUUUCUUUUCUGUGACAAUGCUUGGAAAAAACUUGAGUGUUUAUCAGUGGCUUUCACUUUUGACAUUAAUGGCUGGUGUUACACUUGUUCAGUGGCCAACAGACCCUCCAGAGGAAAUAAAGAAAGAGAUCUCUGCAGGUUCUCAGUUUGUGGGUUUAAUAGCAGUGCUCAGUGCUUGUUUUUCCAGUGGAUUUGCCGGAGUUUAUUUUGAGAAGAUCUUGAAAGGGACAAAACAAUCAGUUUGGAUUAGAAACAUUCAAUUAGGUUUGUUUGGCAGCAUUUUUGGAAUGAUGGGUGUAUAUGUAUAUGAUGGUCGGCGAAUACACGAACACGGAUUUUUCCAAGGUUACAACAAAAUCACUUGGAUCGUUGUUACUCUGCAGGCUCUUGGUGGUCUAGUAAUUGCAGCGGUCAUCAAAUAUGCAGACAACAUCUUGAAAGGAUUUGCUACUUCGUUAUCCAUUAUUCUUUCAACAUUGAUCUCUUACUUCUGGUUACAAGAUUUUGUGCCUACCAGUGUCUUUUUCCUUGGAACCUUCCUGGUGAUAGUUGCAACAUUUUUGUAUGGAUAUGAACCGAAGAACAGCACAGAUCCAAACAAAGCAUGAUGCAGAGUCGGUUAGCAUAACACUUCAUUCAUGUGCAAGUGCAAAACUUAAAAUAAAGGUCUAAACGCUAGCACCUGAAGCACUUGGAGUUGAUAUUAAGGAAAUUGUUGGCCAUGAUAACUUUUCUCAAAUGUGAGAAAUAAUCAGUGAUUAAAAUAAUGGCACUCAAGACUUGAAAUAUUGGUGGUUAGAUGCAAAGGAUCACAUAUUAGACAAUUAAGUAGGAUCAUGCUUGGCCUUAAUGGCCAUAAUCUAUGCAAUUUGCAAUCAGGGUUCUUAAUUAGAGGUUUGCUGGUGAGAAGGGGGUGAAUUUGAGAAGCUGUCUUAAAUCAAAUUGAAGGCAAUUGCUUGAGUAAUUAUUUGAAAUACAACUUGUUUUUAAAUGGGAACACACUGGACAGCUGGCCUACAAUCUGCUCUUCAACUGUAGAUAGCAUAAUUCAGACCAACUCUUUAAAAAUAAAUACAAUUUAUUUCUAAAUUGUACAAAGCAAAUUCUAAAACAAGCUAAGUUUUCAUUUGCAAUUUCUCAGAUAAACCAAUGUAGACCAUUUCUGUGCUGCCAAACUGUAAUUUGAGAUUUAAAUGGACCAAACCAUAAAAUUUGAUCCCAAAAGAUUAAGAAUCCAGAAACUUGUGAUGGAAAUUGAAAUGAAUUUAUUUAAUAUCCAUAAAGCAUUUGUAAACUUGUAUAUUAGUAUCACACUGUAUUAAAUUGUUUACUGUUGUAGAUAAAAUAACUUAUUUUGUCUGUAUAGUUUUAUAAUGGUAGUCACCAGAGAAUGGUAAGUCUAUCUAAUAUUUUGUUUUGAUUUUUGUAAUGAAUAAACUCAAAACAUUUGUGGAGGGAAAAAUGCUUUAUCUAUUGUUUAAAUGUUCUCUGAUUCUUUGCUGUGAAAUGACCAGUACUACCUGAUAAAUGCGUAAUGAAAACUUCAGGUUGGGAACAGGAUUAACAAUUACUUUUGAAUAUUACAAGAAUGACUGGAUUCUUUAAACUGUCUUCUUUACGUUGUUUUUCUUGGUAUCACUUUGCCCUUGAGUUUGUACAUAAAAUACUGUCCAUCUAAUAGAAGGAUUAUAUUUGACUAUUUGUUUAAUCUAUUUUAAUAGAAGGUUUACAAGAACUGUACAAGGGAAUUUGUAGGAUUUCACUAGGAUAUUCUAAGAUAACAAUGCCUUUGACCUGACAUUAACCUCAAUUUCUUUCCACAAGUGCUACCUGAACUAAUGAGUGUAUAACAUUAUAAAUAUAAAAGUUUGUAGAUGCUGGAAAUCCAAGCAACGCACACAAAAAUGCUGGAGGAAGUCAGCAGGUCGGGCAGCAUAUAUGGAAAUGAAUGUUUUGGGCCAAAACCCUUCAAAGGGUCUCAGCCCAAUAUGUUGACUGUUUAUUCAUUUCCACAGAUGCUGCCUGACUUGCUGAGUUCCUCCAGCAUUUUGUGUGUGUUGAUACAUCUAAUGUUUUUAUCUCAGACUUCCAGCAUCUUCAUUUCUUUGAUUUUCAUUGUUUAUAGGUUAAAGAUUACAUGCCAACUUAAAAAGAUCUUAUUGAAUUAAAAUUUUAUUGGAAUAUGCAAUGCCCCGUCACUAUAACCAAGACUUCAACAUUCAAAUGUUAUUACAUAAUGUAAAUGACAGCACUUUUCAGACUGGUCCUUUGUCAAAAAUGUAGUUUAUUUUUUCUGGAGGUGAAUGGGAAAGAUACUUUAAUGUCAAGAAGAUUUGAAAUUAAGUGUGGUAUUCCGCACAACUAAUGUUAAAUGUGUAGUGGUUUGUGAGCCAGAAAUUUAUUGCUGCUUGGUUAAACCUAGCACAUUUUAAAUGAAAUUUGUGUUUCCCUAUUUUGUCAAUAAUUAAUAUGGUUAUCAAUUACUGCAACCUGGUUGGUUUUAUUUUUGAAUGCUACUAAAACUCUUGUUUUAUAUUAGACAGUUACUGGCAGCUGAUAUUUUUUGUUCCCUCGGCUAUUAUUUUCUCUGUUCCAAAUUUACCAAUAUUUAAUACUACAUUCCUGAAGGCCUUAUUAAUAAGGUUACAUAAAUAUUGUUUUGUUGUGGCAGUAAAUUAGCCAUUCUUUAUACAGUGCUUGAAAAUGAAUGUUUGCUGUGUUCUUAAUUCUGAAGUUACUUCUGAGUGUCAGUUAUCAGUAGUCCAUUCUAUGUUCACCUCAUCAAAACCAUGAACUUUUAGCAAUGGUGUUUAGUUGGAAAUAGGAGUGGGAUCUACAAUAACUACGUUUGACCAGUGAGGCCAAAGGUAGUCCCAUUAAGAACAAGCCUAGUUAUGAUCUGCUGAAUCAAUAUCAACUGGCAGCUUUCCCAUUUAUUUGAAUGCUGUCUGAGCUGUAAUAGGAGAUAAUUGUGUUCACAAGCUUUGCAACUAUUUUUUUGCUCCCACUUCAAAGCCAAUAACGAGAGCUCUUUGUAUUCAUAAAGGCAUCAUUUUAAAGAAUCAUCAAAAGGGUAAUGACAUGCAGUACAGCUGACUUUUUGGGUGCAUUCAGGUCAACAAAAGCACUGAAAGAAAAAUGGUUUUUGAAUUUUUACAUGCUGUAAACGUUAUGCUAAAUCUCUAAUUAAAGAGUAGAUGAAGGGUAGUGGAAUUGGCUGAAUUUCAUAAACACUAAGGAAACUUUUAGUUUUUCCCAAUAUAACAUUUCGGCCUCAUAGUUUUGACUAGUGAUGGUACUGCAUUAAAUUCUUUUGCUUUGAGUACCUGAUAUAUUCGAAAGGAUAAAUUCAGUUAAUAUUUAGCUCCUUGUGAGCUGGUGUUCAUGUUUGCAACUUUUAAUGGCAAUAUAUUCACAUUACAAAAGUGUAUUGAAUUUGUAUGAAAGUGUUUCACCAAUGUUGCUGUAUAUUCCAAUGAAGAAAGUCCACAGCAGUUUACAUCACAAGUACCAAUCAUAAUGCAUUGGGUUAGAAUGGGUUUCUUGUUGGGGAAAAUGGGAUCCAAAAGUUCAAAAAUCCUCCCAUUUUUAAAUCAUAUUAAAGAUGUGCUUAUGAUUAUUUGACAAUGGUAAAAUAAAUUUAGAAUUUUUUCAAUUCUAUUAUUUUAACUUUUCUGUAAAUCUGCCAAAUUGGAAUGCAUAUUUUAUAAAUAAAGUCUUUCUUUGGAUAUUUGGGAGUUUGUCUAGUUUAAUGGACGAGUAAUAUUGAACUAAUUGCAUUGUGAGCAAACAACAAAAAUGCAUGGAAACAUUGAAACAACAUUCAUAACAUUUAAUGCAAUUAUGAAAAUAAGGUACCUAGUUCGAGCAGGGGGCUUCGAUUGUUCCAGUGCCCAGGAAGAGCAUAAUGAUCUGCCUCAAAGAUUGUUGCCCAGUAGCAGUUACAUCCACAGUGAUGAAGUGUUUUGAGAGGCUGAUGAUGAAAUGUAUCACCUGCCUGAGGAAUGACCAGGAUCCGCUCCAAUUUGCCCACUGGAGCAACAGGUCUUCAGCAGAUGCCAUCUCAUUGGUUCUUCACUUAACUGUGCAACAUCUCGAUAGCAAAGGUACAUACAUCAGGAUGCUCUUUAUCGACUACAGCUCAGCAUUCAAUACCAUUAUUCCCUCAAAACUAAUCAAUAAGCUCCAAGGGCUUGGCCUCCAUAACUCCUUAUACAAUUAGAUCCUUAAUUACCUCACUUGCAGAGUCCAGUCAGUUUGGAUUGGCAACAAUGUCUCCUCUGAUCUCCAUCAACACACGUGCACAACAAAGCUGUGUGCUUAGCCCCUUGCUCUACUCACUUUACACAUAUGGUUGUGUGGCUAAGCACAGCUCCAAUGCCAUAUUUAAGUUUACUGACACUACCAUAGUUGGCCGAAUCAAAGGUGAUGAAUCAGCAUAUAAGAGGGAGAUUAAAAAUCUUGCUGAGUGGUGCCAUAACAACAAUCUCUUACUCAAUAUCAGCUACACCAAGGAACUAAUAAUUUAUUGAAUUCAGGAGAAAGAAAUCAGUCCAUGAGCCAGUCCUCAUCAGAAUUAGAAUGGUCAGCAAUUUUAAAUUCCUUGGUGCUAUUAUUUCAGAGGACCUGUCUUGUACCCGAUAUGUACAUUUGAAAUUUGAAGUUAA